Molecule: messenger RNA, 1818 nt
Organism: Fusarium poae
Lineage: Eukaryota; Fungi; Ascomycota; Sordariomycetes; Hypocreales; Nectriaceae
Exons: 3
Coding region: 1-1818 (605 amino acids)
Source: RefSeq, a predicted model, not a curated record
AUGUCUGGGUUCGAAAUCGCUGGCCUGGUGCUUGGUCUUUUCCCGAUUGUCUGCGACGGUGCUAAAGACUUGAGUGGCGUUGCAAAGGAUGCCAAGUCUUGGUGGCAGUUCCAGAGAUCAUUUGACGACUUCAUCAGGAGACUUUACACAGAGCGUGUAUGUUUCGACCAGGUCAUUUUGGCUCUAUUAGAGCCAGUACAGGAGCUUUCGAAUACGGAACUGGAAGCUCUUCGGUAUAACACCAAUCCGAGCCUCUGGCAUGACCUACACGUUCGGGAAAUGCUCAACCGCAGGAUUGAUCGGUCUCAUCAUGAAUGGUUCAUGAGACACAUGAGGGAUAUCAUCGAUGCCCUGACGGAGCUACGCAAUAUGUUGCCGUUUGAAAGGGCCUAUCAAUUAGAUAGCACCGACCUGGAAAGCACUAUCUUCAGACUUAAAAUCAGCUUCUCUCAUAAGAAGGACGAGCUCCUUGGCAUUAUUAACAGCAGGAACGAGGAGUUACGCAACUAUCUCUACAUGUCAUCACAACUCCAUAUGAGUCGGACCUCACUUCAGACGACAACAACACAAGAUACGAAAAAGCAAGCAAGAUCUUUAAGAAAACAGCAAGAGCAGGCGGAGUCAGUUUUCAGUGGCUUCAAGCGUCGUUGGAUUUGUAGCUGUAAUCCUGACAAUGUCCACUCGUGUGGCAUUUCCACUGAAGGAUCAGACAUGAAACUACUUUUUAAUGGCGCGAGAAACCAGCAUCUCAGAAUUGAAGUGGAGGUUCGAAGUGAAAUGCAACAUGCAAACAUUCUGUCCUCAGAACCAUCCACGGUUCCUACGCAGGCUGACCUGGAGGAUCUAACGCAGAACUCCAUCAGAAAACGCAUAUUAAAGAACAUGCGAAAACAAGGCAACAGUAUUAGCAGACUAGUGCCAUCAACCUUGUUGACACUGUCAAGUCCAAUCCAUGUCAGGGGUGAUAACAAAUACGACAAGGGCCUUGAAAGGCCACCUGAGAGGCUUAAGAAAAGAACCCAAAACGAAAACGGUAGAAACAUUGCACGGUCUUCUAAAGUUCAGUUCAACUUGCCUACAGAACUGGUUACAACUCCAACUUCCCUGUCCACUGUCAGCCGCGGUGGUCAAGCGAUUGGCGACAUGUGUCUCACGAUUAAUACACCAAGUCAAGAAUCCUGUCUAGGAUUCCUAGAAGUAUCUGACGCCAAACUAUUCUUGCAUCUUGACCCCCCGAAUUACCCACAGCCCCUCCAGAUGCAAAGUUUCGAGGAGUUUCUCAGCGAACGGCAUCCACGGGACUUUCGUUUAAAACUAGGCUUGGCAGUCAUCAUACUCAUUCUCAAACUCGGUCCUCUAUGGGUUCCAGAUAAACCACUUAAAUCUUCACUCGUCAUCCUACAAACUCCUGGAUAUCCCCCACAGCCUUUCGUAUCACAUCCGUCAAUCCAUGAAACGCUAGGAUCAACAUCGACAACGGGAACUGAGAAGGAGAAAGGAAAAACGACAUUUCUUGCUCUUGGUAUCAUGCUGCUUGAGCUGCUCUUUCGUGGAAGUCUUGAGAAACAGCCUUUCUGGGCGACAUAUACUGAUAACGGACAACGACACGAGUUUACUGAUUUUGCUGCGGCGAGUAGGUGGCAGAAGGACGCUAUAUAUGAAUAUGGAGAAAAGGUUGCAAAUGCUAUAAGCAAAUGUGUGAACUACACUGUUGACAACUCAGUGGAUCUACGAAGUGCAGAGUUUUUACAAGAGGUGUGGGAGAUGGUUCUGAGACCGAUUGAAGAGACGUUAGCGUGUUCCAGUGGUGUAGCAUAA